AUCUUUCCUUGGGGCCAGCCAUGCCCGAAUAUCAGGGCAGCAUCCUAGGAUCCUGUGGCUCUCAGGUGUAAAAAGAACAACAAUAAGAGAUUCCAUAGAAAGAGACAUAUGAAAAAGAAGAAAGAUUUAUACCAACAAUGAUAAGGCGUCCACCAACAAUUGUUUGUUACAUCUGUGGCCGUGAAUAUGGGACCAAAUCUAUUAGCAUUCAUGAGCCACAGUGUCUGAAAAAGUGGCAUAAUGAGAACAAUCUGUUGCCUAAAGAACUAAGGAGACCAGAACCGAAAAAACCAGAAGUCAGAACCAUUACUGCCAAAGGGUUCUACGAUCUUGACGCCUUAAACGAAGCUGCUUGGACAAGUGCCCAGAGCCAAUUGGUUCCCUGUAACGUUUGUGGGCGGACCUUCCUGCCAGACAGACUAAUUGUCCACCAGAGAUCUUGUAAACCCAAAGCCUCCAAGUAAAGCCCUUUCCUCA
Mus musculus (house mouse) is the source of this 477-nucleotide messenger RNA. Its product is annotated as RIKEN cDNA 1700034E13 gene. NCBI's taxonomy places the organism in Eukaryota, Metazoa, Chordata, Mammalia, Rodentia, Muridae. The record is from RefSeq and is marked provisional. Bases 138 to 464 code for a protein of 108 amino acids. The transcript is spliced from 4 exons.